Messenger RNA from Cucurbita pepo subsp. pepo (vegetable marrow), 1003 nucleotides. Its product is annotated as protein EXORDIUM-like 3. NCBI's taxonomy places the organism in Eukaryota, Viridiplantae, Streptophyta, Magnoliopsida, Cucurbitales, Cucurbitaceae. The record is from RefSeq and is a predicted model, not a curated record.
ACACGCUUGUCAUUUUGUAGCCUUUCUCAACCCCCAAAUGGAACCUUCACUAGUUCCGCCCACCGCUAUCUCUGUCCUGCUACUCCUCCUCCUCCUCACUCCGGCCGCUGCCUGGCGCCCUUGGCCUCAUCUCGCCCAAUCCAACGCCUCCGAUGACGCCCUCGUCGCCGACUCCAAGAAAUACGAGGGUUCGUCGGAGUUCGUUCACUUGAAGUACCACAUGGGCCCAGUUCUCACCGCUAAUAUAACCGUCCACAUUAUCUGGUACGGCACGUGGCAGAGGAAUCAGAAGAAGAUCAUCCGCGAGUUCAUCAACUCCGUUUCCGCUCCCCAUUCCAAAUCCCCGUCUGUCUCUGGCUGGUGGCGGACUGUUCAGCUCUACACUGACCAGACCGAAGCCAACAUUUCGAGCACGGUUCGGCUCGGCGAAGAGAAGAAUGACCGGUUUUACUCCCACGGAAAAUCGCUGACCCGGAUGUCCAUUCAGUCGGUGAUUAAAAGUGCCGUCACGGCGAAAUCUCGGCCCCUGCCGAUUAAUGCCCGGAACGGACUCUACCUUUUACUCACCUCCGAUGACGUUUAUGUCGAGAAUUUCUGUGGGCAGGUUUGUGGGUUUCAUUACUUCACGUUCCCUUCAAUUGUAGGUUAUACACUGCCCUACGCUUGGAUUGGGAACUCGGAGAAGCUUUGUCCCGGUGUUUGUGCUUACCCAUUCGCGGUGCCGAGUUACAUUCCGGGGCUGAAGCCGAUGAAAUCGCCGAACGGCGAUGUUGGAGUGGAUGGAAUGAUCAGCGUGAUAGCUCAUGAAGUGGCGGAGUUGGCAUCGAACCCACUCGUGAACGCAUGGUACGCAGGCGGAGACCCGAUAGCGCCGGUGGAGAUUGCCGAUCUCUGCGAAGGGAUUUACGGGACCGGAGGAGGAGGGUCAUACACGGGCCAGUUGAUGGACGGUCAUNUCGUUCCAAAUCCCGAUUUUACGUGUGGACUACCCCAAAGUUCAUAA